This is a messenger RNA of Equus caballus (horse), 3565 nucleotides long. RefSeq names its product H4 clustered histone 9 (gene H4C9). The record is from RefSeq and is a predicted model, not a curated record. Gene Ontology annotation, molecular function: protein heterodimerization activity; structural constituent of chromatin; DNA binding. Gene Ontology annotation, biological process: nucleosome assembly. Gene Ontology annotation, cellular component: nucleosome. Lineage: Eukaryota; Metazoa; Chordata; Mammalia; Perissodactyla; Equidae.
CUAUAAAAGGGAGCUGCGAACACUGACUUCAUUUUCUUGCUUCACUGACUUCCUGAGGAUGUCUGGACGUGGCAAAGGUGGAAAGGGUCUGGGUAAAGGUGGUGCCAAGCGCCACCGUAAGGUGCUGCGGGACAACAUCCAGGGCAUCACCAAGCCUGCCAUUCGGCGUCUGGCCCGGCGUGGGGGUGUCAAGCGCAUCUCCGGUCUCAUCUACGAGGAGACCCGCGGGGUGCUCAAGGUCUUCUUGGAGAAUGUGAUCCGGGACGCGGUCACCUACACCGAGCACGCCAAGCGCAAGACGGUCACCGCCAUGGACGUGGUCUACGCUCUCAAGCGCCAGGGGCGCACUCUUUAUGGCUUCGGCGGCUAAGAUAAAAAGCACUUGCAACCUAGUCGUUUACUAAAAAGGCCCUUUUUAGGGCCCCCAAGUUUUCACCGAAAGAGCUGGGCUGAAGUGAUUACCUGCAAAGAAGUUUCUUAAGAAAGCUAUUAUUAAUGAGUUCUUUAGAGCGGUUGUAUAAGGUCAACUCAGUGGGGUUGCGUGUAGAGGGCGAUUAUUAACUUAUCACAGGCCAAGGUUCUCCGAGGCGGAGGCAGAGUCUGCUAGCCAACUACUCUCGCUGCAGGUUGGAGCUGCCUGGAGCCUCAUAAAAUCUGGGUCGUUAGCCUAACCAAAAGUUAGUGAAGAGGCCUGAGGCCUAGAGGGCCUCGCCCACCGUUAGCAACCUCUCUCCAGUCCUUUAAAUAUAUUAACGUCAGGGUGAGGAGUCUGAGCAGAGCAGUAACUUGCACUCAGUGCAGGGACGUUGAGGAAAGUUUUCUGGUGUUUGGUUAAGAAAGCUGUGGCAGAGAGCUCCACUGGGGGUAAAUACAUGGGGUAUACAACAGACGCUAAAGAAUACCACACCACUUAAAGUAAAUGUUACCACCUAAAGUUAAUUCAAAUACAGUUGAAUCCCUCCGCGUCUCCUUCCUCUCUCAGUACUAUGGCUGUUUCCCCAGCCCGGAAUUAACCAGGAUCCUGAUUUUGGUGUUUGUUCCCAUGUUUUCUAUUUUUUAACUUUAGAUGUGCAUACCCUUAAGCAAUAUAGCAUUAUUUUGCAAGUUUUAAAAACUUUAAAACGUAUAUUUUUGUACAUCUUUAUAAAACUUUUUUUCUACAUUUGCUUUUGAAAUAUAUCCGUGUCAAAACGUGUAAUUCUAGUUUAUCUUUUCACCCAAUUACAAACAGUGUUGCAAUGGGCAUUGUAAACAGCUGUGCUCUUUCUCUAGUUACAUAUCUAGGAGUCGAAGUGCUUGGUAAUAGGGUAUAUGCGUAUUCAGCGUGAAAAGAAAUGAACAAUUUGCUUUCUGGGGUUUUAUGUUCACUUUACACUCCCAUAUUCCACCAGGAGUCUUUGACAGUUGUUGUUACUGCAUACUUCAACAUUUGCUAAAUUUUUGGCCAAUCUAAGGAUUUUCUAAAUAGUAUCCCAUUGGCGUUCUUAAGUUUUACUUCUCUGAUUCUAAUAAAGUUGCUUUUUUAAUGGAAUUUUUAGCUGUUUAAGUUUUCUUCCCUUUCUGGAAACUGCCUUCCAUUCUUUGCUCAUUUUUUUAUUUCCUGGAAUUUAUUUAUUAUUUGUAAGUAUUCUUUGGGGUUUUUUUGGCUUUUAAUCUUUUGUGAAUAUGCAUGUGGCAAAUAUAGGCUGUCACCUUGUGGAUUGGUUUGUUUUUAAACAUUAUUCCUAUCCAUAUGCGCAAAAAUUAAUUUUAAUAAUGUUGAAUUUAUGUUUUUGAUAACUUUUGUGAAUGCUGCCUUUUCAUAUAGGAGUUAUUUCCCUCUCCCUCAAUUCCCCAAAGAGCUUCAGGCAUCAACUGGACAAAAAAAUAAUCUAUGAUACUUAUCUCAUUUGGCUUGAAUUGAGAGUAAGGCUUUUCUGAACGAGUUGAUAACAGACUGACCUUUCUAUUCUCUUAAAAAAUGAUUAACUGAAUGCCUAAAAUUUGCAAGGUGUUGCGAGAGGCAAAGAGUGAGACAGAAGAGAAAAUAAUACCUAAAUUAUAUUGAAAGUUUAUUCAAAUCUGUGCCAAAUGCUUUACAUGGAUUAUCUCAUGUAACAUUCUUGUGAGAUAGGUUUUAUUAUCCUCAUUUUAAAAUGGCAAAAUAGAGGCACUGACAGCCAAGUCAAAUAACCAAGUCACAAAUAUAUUAUAUUCUAUAACCUAAAGCUGUAAUAUUCUUAAUCAUUCUCUCAGUAGAUAGAGAAGCCAUCACAAAGAGUAGGUACUGGUCCUAAUCCUACAACGGAGAAUUUGGGAAAAUGUGUCAGGCCAGGUACAAGAUCUGCCUGUGGCUAUCCCAAUGUAAUUUCAUUAUUCAAUCUCUUCUACAAUUGGUUUGAUUGUGGGCCUGAGAAAGUUGUUUAUUCUCUCCCUCUCCUCACACCCAUCUCAUUGUUUCUCCGGAGAGCAGCGAAUUUAACAGCUGAAAGGAAUCACAAAGUUCAGCUCAAUAUUCUUUGAGGAAUAGGUAAACAAAUGCACAAGAGUUUAAUUUGCUCAAAUUAGAGGCACAAGAUCCCAAUUCUUAUUAAUGUACCCUUGUUUUUCCUCAUUAUGCCAUCUCUUUGUCACUUAUUUCCUCUCUAGCCAUAUAUAUUUGACUUAAAAACUAGUAAAUUGGUCAUUUAAGAUCUGGUUUGUGUUUCCUCCAUUCCAUUUCUUUACUCAGGAGAAAAACUAUACUUCUCAUCUUUGCCUUACAGACUAUUUAUUACUUCUGGUGGUCUGGCAUUCUCCUAAACCCAAAUGGGUUGUAGAGGCCAAAAUUUAAAUAAAACUGAACAAAAGGCAUUGUUCUGACUAUUUAACGCCCCUCCCUGUCAUUCUUCAUCUUUUUAAUCACACCGUAUCACCUAAAAGAACAUGAAGUAACUGCUCAGCUAAGACGCUGCACUUUUAGCUCAGAGACCAAAUUUAAGUAUGUAAACGCAGAUUAGAACUCCGAUGGUGGAGAGAAAAAGGAAACGUGACACAAAAGGCCAAUAGGAUUUCAACCGGAAGGUACUCGGCUUCCACGCGAUUCAAGGAUCUAUUUUCGCGCCAAAGCCAGAAAUCUUUGUGUUACACACACACACACAGGGAAAGAAAAAAAAAAAACUUGUUUAACAUCUCCGGCCUUGCCCUUUUCUUGAUUAUAUAAGGGAGACACUUUGUCAGUGUAUCUGAUUUCUUUCUAGCCAGAGACUGUUAGGAGUACACAUCCUUUCUUCAGCAUAAUGUAAUCCUCAACCACCCCAAGAUAAUCGCCUUUACUUAAGCCCAGAUCCGAACAUGUAUUUACAGCUCUAAUGUUGACAACUUAGUGGCUCUUAAAAGAGCCUUUGGGGAUGGGAUUGAAGACGCUUACUUGACAAAUUUACUUGGCGCUGGUGUACUUGGUGACGGCCUUGGUGCCCUCCGACACGGCGUGCUUGGCCAGCUCCCCGGGCAGCAGCAGGCGCACGGCCGUCUGGAUCUCCCUGGAGGUGAUGGUCGAGCGCUUGUUGUAAUGCGCCAGGCGCGACGCCUCGCCCGCGAUGCGCUC